AUGGCUCUUAUCACCGCGCGGCGCAAAUUAGCGACACUCCUAAACAGAACCCUCUCUUCUUCGUCGUCGUUUUCUACGCACUCUUCUCGUUCUCGAUUCGCUGUGUCGCUAAUUGACAAGGUUUCCUCGACCCGAACCGGACUGGGCCCAUGUUACAUCACGACCCGACUCAAGACAUCCGGGUCUGGAUACUCUCCGUUGAACGAUCCUUCGCCGAAUUGGAGCAACCGUCCACCGAAGGAGACGAUUCUUCUCGAUGGGUGUGAUUACGAGCACUGGCUCAUCGUCAUGGAAUUCACUGAUCCCAAACCCACUGAUGAUGAAAUGAUCAAUGCUUAUGUCAAAACCCUAACUUCUGUCGUUGGCAGCGAGGAGGAGGCAAAGAAGAAGAUUUACUCUGUUUGCACUUCGACCUACACUGGCUUUGGUGCUUUGAUCUCUGAAGAGCUUUCUUGCAAAGUUAAAGGAUUACCUGGUGUUCUCUGGGUCUUACCAGAUUCCUAUCUUGAUGUACCCAACAAAGACUAUGGAGGUGACUUGUACAUUGAAGGGAAGGUCAUACCCAGACCACAGUACAGGUUCACAGAACAACGCCAGACUAGGAACCGGUCUAGGCCAAGGUACGAUAGGCGCCGCGAGACUAUGCAGGUGGAAAGAAGAGAGCAACCAACACAGAACUGGAGCAGCCAAAACCAACAACCACCGGCCACCGGUCAUCAAGGCUCCAGCUAA
This is a messenger RNA of Arabis nemorensis, 732 nucleotides long. The record is from the annotation of a GenBank genome assembly. NCBI's taxonomy places the organism in Eukaryota, Viridiplantae, Streptophyta, Magnoliopsida, Brassicales, Brassicaceae.